AUGAAAGAUCUUGGUCCCGUCACCACGUUCCUGGGUCUCAAUAUUCGCCAGACUCCUCGAUCGGUUACUCUGUCUUUGUCUUCAUAUCUGACCUCUAUCCUCCAGGACUUUGGUCUUGAUACCUGCAAUCCUGUAACUACGAUGUCUACUACAACUGAGUGGAUAUCUGUCCAUGAUGUCCCUCUGGCUGAUCCUACCCUCUUUCGCAGCAUGGUGGGGAAGUUGUUAUUUGCUGCAAACACGGAUCGACCAGACAUCACUUUUACUGUUGUAAAACUUAGCAGAUAUUUUAAACAGCCGAGUCAAAAUCAUCUCAAUAUCGCAAAGCCUGUGUUGAGAUACUUGAAAGGAACUAUAAAUGAUGGCAUUACCUACACUCAUACAUCAGGUGUUGAGCUAAAAGGUUUCUGUGAUGCUGACUGGGGAGGGAUUUUAGAAGACAGAACAUCUACAACUGGAUACAUCUUCAUGCUAGCAAAUGGUCCUAUUUCAUGGAAAUCCAAGAAACAAAACUCAAUAGCAACAUCCACCACUGAAGCUGAAUAUAUGGCAAUAAGUGAUGCUGUAAAAGAAUUAUUAUGGCUAAAACAAUUGAUGAAGGAGUUAUCUGUUUUGGGAUCAUAUGUCCCUAUACUGUUUGGUGACAAUGCUAGUUCAAUAUCCUUAGCAAAACACCUUACUCAACAUCAACGCACGAAACAUAUAGAUAUACGAUAUCAUUUUAUUAGAGAUCAUAUCUUAAAGGGAGACCUACAAAUUGAACACGUUGACAGCCCGUCAAAUAUUGCUGACCUACUUACUAAGCAGUUAGUCAGAGAAAAACUUAACUCCCUAAAGAAGAAAAUGCAUUUUGCAAAGAUUUGA
Molecule: messenger RNA, 864 nt
Organism: Ogataea angusta
Lineage: Eukaryota; Fungi; Ascomycota; Pichiomycetes; Pichiales; Pichiaceae
Exons: 1
Coding region: 1-864 (287 amino acids)
Source: RefSeq, a predicted model, not a curated record